AUGGAGCCAGACUCCACCCCUUCCAGUCACACAGACCACCCACAGACCGCCACCCACAGACCGCCACCCACAGACCGCCACCCACAGACCGCCACCCACAGACCGCCACCCACAGACCGCCACCCACAGACCGCCACCCACAGACCGCCACCCACAGACCGCCACCCACAGACCGCCACCCACAGACCGCCACCCACAGACCGCCACCCACAGACCGCCACCCACAGACCGCCACCCACAGACCGCCACCCACAGACCGCCACCCACAGACCGCCACCCACAGACCGCCACCCACAGACCGCCACCCACAGACCGCCACCCACAGACCGCCACCCACAGACCGCCACCCACAGACCGCCACCCACAGACCGCCACCCACAGACCGCCACCCACAGACCGCCACCCACAGACCGCCACCCACAGACCGCCACCCACAGACCGCCACCCACAGACCGCCACCCACAGACCGCCACCCACAGACCGCCACCCACAGACCGCCACCCACAGACCGCCACCCACAGACCGCCACCCACAGACCGCCACCCACAGACCGCCACCCACAGACCGCCACCCACAGACCGCCACCCACAGACCGCCACCCACAGACCGCCACCCACAGACCGCCACCCACAGACCGCCACCCACAGACCGCCACCCACAGACCGCCACCCACAGACCGCCACCCACAGACCGCCACCCACAGACCGCCACCCACAGACCGCCACCCACAGACCGCCACCCACAGACCGCCACCCACAGACCGCCACCCACAGACCGCCACCCACAGACCGCCACCCACAGACCGCCACCCACAGACCGCCACCCACAGACCGCCACCCACAGACCGCCACCCACAGACCGCCACCUCUUGAACUCUAA
Molecule: messenger RNA, 879 nt
Organism: Gallus gallus (chicken)
Lineage: Eukaryota; Metazoa; Chordata; Aves; Galliformes; Phasianidae
Product: extensin-like
Exons: 2
Coding region: 1-879 (292 amino acids)
Source: RefSeq, a predicted model, not a curated record